This is a messenger RNA of Candoia aspera, 2229 nucleotides long. RefSeq names its product peroxisomal trans-2-enoyl-CoA reductase (gene PECR). Gene Ontology annotation, molecular function: trans-2-enoyl-CoA reductase (NADPH) activity. The transcript is spliced from 8 exons. Gene Ontology annotation, biological process: phytol metabolic process. Gene Ontology annotation, cellular component: peroxisome. Bases 5 to 949 code for a protein of 314 amino acids. The record is from RefSeq and is a predicted model, not a curated record. Lineage: Eukaryota; Metazoa; Chordata; Lepidosauria; Squamata; Candoiidae.
UAGAAUGCGUCUAGGAGCUGUCAAGAUGGCAGCAGCGGCGUUUAGCAGCGGCGGCCGAAGGGGGAUUCUAGCGGACGACCUCUUUCGCAGUCACGUGGCCAUCGUGACGGGCGGGGGCACGGGCAUCGGCAAGGCCAUCGCCGCUGAGCUGCUGUACCUAGGUUGUAAUGUAGUGAUUGCCUCUCGUAAACUUGACAAGUUAAAAGCUUCAGCGAAAGAGUUAGCUGCUGAAAUUGCCUCCACCAGUUCUGCCCAGGUGACUCCUAUACAGUGCAACAUUCGCAAAGAAGAUGAGGUAGAGGCAUUGGUGAAAUCGACAUUAGAUCUUUAUGGUAGGAUAGAUUUUUUGAUCAACAAUGGAGGAGGGCAGUUUUUUAGCCCAUCUGAACAAAUAAGUGCAAAAGGCUGGCAUGCUGUUAUUGAAACCAACUUGACUGGGACUUUCUAUUGCUGUAAAGCAGUGUACAAUGCUUGGAUGCAGAAUCAUGGAGGUGCCAUUGUCAAUAUUGUGGCUGCUGUGUUUAAUGGGUUUCCUGGUUUAUCGCACAGUGGAGCAGCAAGAGCUGGGGUUGAUAACCUGACCAAAAGUUUAGCCAUUGAGUGGGCAUGCAGUGGAGUGAGGAUUAAUUCAGUUGCCCCGGGAGUUAUAUUUUCAGAAACUGCUGUUGCAAACUACAAAGGUGGUGAAGAACUUUUUAAAAGUGGUAUUAAGAAGAUUCCUGCAAAGAGAUUAGGACUUCCUGAAGAGGUAUCCUCUUUGGUGUGUUUCCUGCUUUCUCCAGCUGCCUCCUUUAUUACUGGAGAAACCGUGAAGAUUGAUGGUGGACAAAGCCUAUACAGCUGUCGCUGGAAAAUUCCAGAUCAUGACAGAUGGCUCCCUGCACCAGAUGGACAUAAUGCCAGAGCACUCAGAAGCAUGCUUUCAGGAAAACACACAUCAAAACUUUGAAAUGGGGUUUGUCCUGAUUUUAUUUGUGUCACUGGGAAAUGCUAUUUUUCAGCAAUUAACUGCAGUUUUAAAAAAAAACUGCCUCAGAAGAAAAACACUUUUUUUAAUGAACCCUAUGAACAUUCACUAAGGACAAUUAGAUUGAAUUAUAUUAUAUUGAAUUAUAUUAUUGAAUGAAUUCAUUGCCUGGUAAACAUUACUGGAAACGGAAAAGCUUGUAACUAUUUUGUAAACCUUAGGAUCCUAUUAGAGUAUUGCCUCUAUGAUCUAUGAAUAUUCUCUCAAGAAAUUGGAAUGGCUACUUGUCAAAGUAUGGUAAAUUAAAAUCCUGUUACACAAGGAUUUUGAAGAAUGUGGAACAUCCAUUGCUCACUAGUAUGGUAUCCAGAGCCUGUAAAUUAAAAUGUGAGAUUUUGAUCAUAAGUUCUCUCAUGAGAGUGCCUAAAUGUUAUGCAAGAUCCUGUCAGCUUUUGGCACUCUCACAUUUUGGAUGGGAAGAUGCUGAAAAGACUACAGCUAGAAUAUGACUGUUUGUUGUCCUGGGCACUCUAAUGGCUUUGUAUCAAUAACUCUUGCCAUAAGAAUGCCUAAAGUUUUGGCAUAAAGAAAAUAGUUUAUAUCUAUGUUCAUAGUUGCCUUCCAUGUUGAUUAUGAACAAUAUAAGUCCUAACUGCAUGCUAUACUUUGUCAGAUAGGCUGGGAAUAAUAAGAUGGAGUCUAACAUACACAAAGGUGACCAAGUUGGGAAAGGUUCUUUAAAGUUAAUUGGGAGAGGGCUGAAGUAUGUUUAUGCAACUAUCUCUACAGUAUACAAUAAUAUAUGGUAGGAUUAGAAUAAAAUAUGAACUAGUACUCUGAGUGGGAAAAAUAAUCUUUGUAAACAGGGGAACAAUUGAAGCAGUAUUGGUUGCAUCUUUAAAAAGGUAAUUAGCAAAAUCUUGAGCCGGAAAUGCAACGAAAGUUCUACAUUUUGAAGAAUUUUGAAUUUCAGUGGACAAUUUUUAAAUACAUGUGAUUCUACUGCUUGUGUAAAGCUUCUUUGUAGCUAUAUAAAGAUUAAUAAUUAACUGUUCAGAGUUGCUGGGAGUCAGGCGGCAUAUACAUUUAAUAAAUAAUGAUUAUUACGUUGCUUAUAUGAUAUUUUAAAAAUCUUCAUUAGAACAUUACUAGAAGAGAAUUUGAUGCUUUGUUUAGAGCUGUAAAGUCUAUGGAAUAUGGAACCUACUGAUAAAUUUCUCCUUGUUAUUACUGAGACAAUUAAAGUGAAAGGAAACAAAUAA